Molecule: messenger RNA, 6244 nt
Organism: Trichosurus vulpecula (common brushtail)
Lineage: Eukaryota; Metazoa; Chordata; Mammalia; Diprotodontia; Phalangeridae
Gene: FAM117B
Product: family with sequence similarity 117 member B
Exons: 8
Coding region: 97-1896 (599 amino acids)
Source: RefSeq, a predicted model, not a curated record
AGCCGCUUGGAAGGGGGCCCGGUCCGCGGCCUCAGGGCCUCGCGGAGCAGCCUCCCCGCCCCCCGUGCUUGCAGCGCGGCCCAGGGAGGGGGCGUCAUGUCCCAGCGGGUGAGGCGCAAUGGGUCCCCCACGCCCGCCGCCCCCCUCGGCGGAGGCGCGGGUGCCGCGUCCGGCCCCGGCGGCGCCCCCGGGAGUCGCCUGCAGCCCAUGAGGGCCACAGUGCCGUUCCAGCUGAAGCAGCAGCAGCAACAUGGCAGCCCCACGCGGAGCAGCGGCGGUGGCGGCGGCGGGGGUAACAACAGCGGCGGCGGCGGCGGUUCGGGACCCCCGGGAGGCGGUGGCGGAGGAGGAGGAGGAGGUGGCGGCGUCAACGUCCCGCGCACCUCCUCGCGCAGCACGAGCCCCACGCGCGCCGGCGCCGGCGGGCCCAGCGCUCGCGCCAGCCCCACGGUGGCCACGCAGACGGGCGCGCCCCCGACGUCCACGCGGGGCACCAGCCCCACGCGGGGCGCGAGCGCGCGGGGCAGCCCUCCUCGCUCGCAGCCACCGCCCCCCCAGCCAUUCCUGGGUACCGUCUCGUCCCCCUGCUCGUCCCCUAUCCAUCUUGUGCCGAGCGACACGACCGCGUCCCCCGCUGCGGCCCGGGUCCGACACCCGAGGCGGUCCCCGGAGCAGAGCCGCAGCUCCCCGGAGAGGAGGAGCCCCAGCUCACCGGUCUGCAAGGCGGGUGACAAACCACGGCCACCUUCAUCAAGCCCUUCCAGCAUUAUUCGUCGAACUUCCUCAUUAGAUACACUUGCUGCCCCUUAUCUUGCAGGACACUGGCCUCGUGAUAAUCAUGGGCAGUCUGUUCCAUGUAUGAGGGAUAAAGCUACACAGACAGAGAGUGCGUGGGCUGAAGAAUACUCUGAGAAGAAGAAAGGAUCCCACAAGCGCUCAGCAUCUUGGGGCAGCACAGACCAGCUUAAAGAGAUCGCAAAGUUGCGGCAGCAGUUGCAGAGAAGUAAACACAGCAGUAGGCAUCAUCGGGAUAAAGACCGACAGUCUCCAUUUCAUGGCAACCAUGCAGCCAUUAACCAGUGUCAGGCUCCUAUUCCAAAGAGUAUACUUAUUCCAGUGAUUCCUAUCACCAAAUCAACAGGGUCACGAUUCAGGAAUAGUGUGGAAGGGUUGAAUCAGGAGAUUGAAAUAAUAAUUAAAGAAACUGGAGAAAAGGAAGAGCAGCUUAUACCACAAGAUAUCCCAGACGGUCAUCGUGCGCCUCCUCCCCUGGUACAGCGCAGUAGUAGCACACGCAGUAUUGAUACUCAGACACCCGGUGGAGCGGACAGGGGAAGUAACAAUAGCAGCCGCUCCCAGUCUGUGUCCCCCGCUUCAUUCCUUACCAUCUCAAAUGAAGGUAGUGAAGAGAGCCCUUGUUCCGCUGAUGACCUUCUUGUUGACCCCAGAGAUAAAGAAAAUGGGAACAACUCUCCUUUGCCCAAAUAUGCCACCUCACCAAAACCUAACAACAGCUAUAUGUUUAAACGGGAACCUCCUGAAGGCUGUGAAAGGGUGAAAGUCUUUGAAGAAUGCUCGCCAAAGCAACUUCAUGAAAUCCCAGCCUUUUACUGUCCUGACAAGAAUAAAGUGAAUUUCAUUCCUAAAAGCGGCUCUGCCUUCUGCCUCGUCAGCAUCCUCAAGCCACUUCUUCCCACCCAAGAUCUUACCCUUAAGGGCUCAAGCCAUGGCCUGACUGUCUCCACUGGCAUGGCCCCCACUUUGCUGCAGCCUAUUGCCAUGGCCUCCCUGUCUACAAACCCAGAACAAGACCGGAUUUCUCGAGGAACAAGUACAGUUAUACCACAGGCCUCUAUACUCCAGCAAUCAGGACCAUUUGAGGAGGCUGAGGGAUAGAUUACUGUUGCUCAUCCAUUGCUCUGGGAAACUAAGAGAACCUAAUUGGGAAUAAGGUGUGAAUGAACAUUCCAAAUCAUGCCUCCUUCUAUCAGUUGAGUCUGCCAUCAAUAGACUCCUAAACGUUUUGAUAGUGACAUGCCCCAGCUGUCUGUGGUGAUGAUGUCAUGAUGAGCUUCCAUAAGAACGCAGUACUUGUGACUGCUGUACCCCAUUUGUGAAGUCUCAAACUCAGUUCAUAUCCCACUUUUUUUUUUAAGCACUGGUUAAAAGAAAAAGGCUGUAUCAUUCUUUACUUUUGGAGGACCAUUUUAUCACAAUGCUUUUUGUGUCCCAAGUUAGACUUUUUAAAGAGCAAACAGAUCCCUGCAAACAUAAUUACCAAAGGGAGAAGUUACUGAUGCUGCAAGAACCAUCUUUUAUAUGAAAAUGACUAUUUUAUAAUAAUAACAAAUGUUAAUUUUCAGAUGCAUAGCAGACAAUAGGAUGUUCAGAAGACGUUUCCUUGGCCACUGUUUUUUCGUUUCCUUUUCUAGAUGUAUGCUUUUCUCAGCUGUUCUCCAGCUGCUGGGACCAAAGGGAUUGUUGACAUUUUCCAGCAAUCUUAGUUGCUUGACUGUGUUCUUCUCCCAACCAACAACAGAUAAAUAAAUGCAUUGAACGUUUGUAUGUAAAAAUACACACACACAAAGCAAUAUUAGUUCAUUAUGUGAUGUUGUUUUUUGAUGUCAGAAGUUUUGUGCUUUGGAUAAACCCUCCUUUUAAAAGUGCUAUUUCCUCUUCCACAUUUAAGAUUCCUGUAUACCUUUAUCUGCAUGGUGAAAAAACUACACUCUGGAUACAAGUGCUUUAAUAUGCUAUCAGUGGAGUUUUGUUAGAAAAUCAAUGAGCCAAAAAAUAACUUAACCCCCAUUCUUGAUCACUAUAGCUAGGAGUAGCAUACUCCCCUAGUUAUCAACAGUGUGUGAAAUCAUGUGAUCUUACCCCCUUAGCACAAAAAUCACUUCUUCAACUCAGCCCUCAGUGUAUUGUAGCCCCAAGUGGUCCUGAUGUGGCUGUGCAUGGAUCCCCUCCCUUGCUUUUGUGACCUUGCAGUCAGUGUUGUGGAUUUAUUCAGGGCAGAUUGUGCUAUGUUCCACUGCAGCCAGUGGUCCCCCUUCCUGCCCCCUCCCCCAAAGGUCAUCUUCCUGAUCCCAGUUGUCUGAGAGUAUGGUUAGGUUUGUUGCUUUGUUUUUUUACAUGUAAGGGAAAAAAUAGAAAGGAAAAUGAAAAUAGAAAGAAAAUUAAAGAGAGGGGAUCUUCUCCCAUUGAGAGGUGACACAGUUUCAGCUUAGGCAAGUCCUAAUACAAAAAACUGCAGAUAGAACCAAUAGCUGUAGGUUAUUUGACUAUCAAAGCAACUCUUAGAAAAAUUCCAGAUAAGAACAUUAGUGGGUUAGCGAUGGAGAGAUUGAGGGGCAGCUAUUUUGCAGUGUCAGAGUAAAUAAAACUGAUAGAAGCAUCCUUUUAAAAACUUCAUACAGUAGCUUAAUAUGCAAUAAUUUUAUAUCCCUACAAAUACUACAGUUAGAAUCCAGUAUUCCAGUAUUGGGCACUUGAAAUGAAGAAAACAACUUCACCUGUUCAAUCAGCCAUAGUUUUCUAAGCUCACACAGUUCUGUCCCUUCAGGGAAAAACUGGUAGUAGCAAUAAGUGUUUUCAGAAGACUGUACCGAACUUGUAUUCAUAUUCUUUUCAAACAAUUGGUUGAUUAAAACCUGUUAUGUAAUUUUAAAAUGAUGUGACUUAGCCAUAUGCAUACAUUUGAACAAAUCUGUUCCACAUCAGUUGGUAGGUACAGUGUACUUUGAUACCCUUUUUAUCUGAGACUAAUUCUGAGUAUACUAUAUCUCCUUCUGCAGUUAAGCUCUCAAUUAUUCAGGAGCUGAUCAUCCAGUUGUUAUCUUGAAGCCCAAUUUCUCUUCCAUCUUGUUUCUGUCUUAGAUAAUUCACUGUUCAUUAUCUACUGUACAAAAAAAAAGAGCCAGGGACAUGAAGAGAUGUAAAACAAAUCCAUCAGUUUGGCUCCUUCUUCAUUAGUGCUUCUGGUGAAAGGUGUAGAAGGAAGUUGAAAUCAAUGGCUGAGAACCCUAGAGUUUCUGGGUAAUUUAUGAAUUUUAAUAAUCCUUGCUAUAUUUUCUUUUCCUCUUAUACACCUUCCAUUUAAAAAAAAAAUCUGUAAUACAGGUUGUCUGCAAAUUCAAUGCUUUUAUGUAGAUGUAUACCUCUAUCCAACAUAGACAUUACCUAUGAAUGUUCCACAUUUACUUAAUCUGAAACAUUUAAAAAUGACACUUGAAGCAGAUGUUUAAGAAUUAUUUUUCAUAUACACUUUGAAUUUAAGCAAAAUCUUAUCUAAUCUACUUGGCUUUGAGAAGAAUGAAAAUCCCCAGGUAGAUACUUCUUUGGCUUCCAAAUUAACCUUGAAUGCAUUCUUAUGUUCUGAGCUUUGAAUCUUUUUAUUUCAUUCGAUUCGAUACAGAACUUUACAGCAAUUGCCAAAGGGCUUAUCUCAGCAUAUAAGCUUCUAUUGUAAUCUUGAAAAAAUUAAUAACCACUCUAACUGUUGGCCUUUCACCCAUCUCUUUUCAUAGGCUUUUGAUGAAUUUAAGAUGAAGCUUAAUCUUAAAUAUAGUGUUGCUACUACAAUUUAAGUUCUUACAUUUAUGAGCUAUUAAAUAGAAUAAAAUUUCUAAUGGAUGAGAUUUGGGGAAAACAUUAAUUUAGAAAGUGUUACCAUUUCCCCAAAAUAUUAUCAAACAAGCAAUAUACACACAUAUGUACGCAUGUGUGUGUAUACAUAUGUACGUAAUGGCAGAGGUGGUAACUCCACAUUCAGGUCAAGGAUCAUGGAUCUAGGGCUAGAAGGGGACCUUAGAGGUCAUCUAGCUAAACUCCUUGAUUUUACAGAUGAGGAAACUGAGGCCAAAAGAGGUUAAAUGACUUGUUUAGAGUCGCAUAACUACUAGGAUGCUGAGCCAGAAUUGAAAUUCAAGUCAGCCAACUCCAAGUCUAAGACUUAUUAAAAUAAAUUUACUGCUUUUCUGGUGGAGGAUUGAGGGUGGGAAGAGGAGAUGUUACUCUGGAGAAGAUUAUCAUUUUCUCAGUAGAUGAGCUUUUCUUGCUAUCAGAUAGCUUCUUAAAUACAAAGCUACUCUAUUAUCUCUGAACCUGAAUAUGUGUGGUGUAAGGGAAGGGCACAAGAUUUGGAAUCAGAAGAACCAAAUCUGAAUCUAGCAGCCAUGGUGACACGGUCAAGCCCUCUUGAUCAGUUUCCUCAUCUGUAAAUGAUAGUGUUGAUUGGUCUAGAUGAGAUCUUAAAUACCUUUCAAGUCUAAAUCCUAUGGCCUUGUUCCUUAAAGCUCUCUUGAGAACUUACUACAAUUGCUUGUUUUUUCACCUAUCAAUAAUACAGCUUAGUAUGAGCACUAAAAUCGGUCUUACAUUCUAUAGGUUCCUCAAUAGGAUGUUUAAAAUUUAAACUUCUAACUAAACUUGAAAAUCCAAUUGGACCUUUUAAAUGCUGUGAUACGAAGAGGCCAUUUUGUUCUACCUAUGGUGGAGCAGAAAAGCAUUUAUUUUUUCCAGAAUGUGGAUUUUGCUGGAAGAAGUGAUAUUAUUCACAAAUGGGUUAUUAAGGCUAUUUUUCAUUUUUUUUUUGUUAAAUGGGACAAAUAAAAGUGCCCUAAGUGCCACCAGCAGGGUUUGAUUUAUUACUCAGUGCUUUAGAAAAAUUCUAAAAUAAUUAAGAUAUUGGUUUUUUAAUCCAGUUCUGUCAUUGGUGCUGAAUUUAUCAUUUAAUAUCAAAAAAAUCUGACUUGGUACUCUACGGCUUAAACCUAGUUCAGAAUUUGUUGUCUUAAUAGAUAUGCAGAACAGUCAAUGACAAAUGGCACACUGAUGAUGGUGAGAGGAGAAUUUGGGAAGGCAUUGGGGAGAUCUUAUUGCAUCUUUAUGUUGAGGGUGUGCACUAUAAGAAAAAGCAAGGUAGUUUCCUUGAAAAAUUGUCCUGUAUAUCAGUGUUGUUAAUGAUGUUAAAUAUUAUCAUAUGUAUAAAAGGUGUUAAGUGUAUACAUUGUACCUUAAGAAUUGUUGGUGCCUCAUGGAAAAAAGUAGUUUACUUUUUAUGUAAAGACAAGGUAUUUGUGCAUCUUGGUGGAGUUAAGAGAUAUUUUUCCUUUCUACUGUUAAAAAAAUUUUCAUGAAAAUUUGGAUUAUAUUUUUGUUCCAGAAAUAUCUUUGUUGUAUAAUUUGUUGUAAAUGGUAUGAUCUGCAGUGGAUUAAUAUAAAGAAUAGUGCAUGUAAAGUA